CCUCCAGGGGCAAGGUGGGGUUCGGGGGGGGGGGGGACGGGACGGCAGCCCAGAAAUACACCCGACCCCCCCACGACCACCACCCCAAGCCAGGCUGAGAGAUGCUGUAGGGCAGGUCAACGGGCAAAACCCUUCACCCUCCCAACCCCAAAACCCUCCAUCGCUUUUAACAUCCCCCGCUCCCCCCCAACUUUGCCGCCCCCCCGUCGCGGUGCCCGGACCCCCCGCCCGCCUCCACCCCGGGGCUCAAGGUCUGGAUCCCACACCCAGGCUGGGACAGUGACCUGCCAACCAUGGGGGUUAAAGCCAUGCUCCCCAGCUAUGAACUGGGCUUUUAUGCUCUCGUGGUGACGUGUGCUGUGGUGUACAGUGGCAGUGGGAUCUUCGAGGCAUCCAGAGACAGCAUGAACAGAAAAGCCUUCCGGGACGGCAUCAAGCCGGGCUGGCACUACUUUGGCAGGAAGAUGGACGUGGCUGAUUUCGAGUGGGUGAUGUGGUUCACCUCGUUCAGGAACGUCAUCAUCUUUGCCCUCUCGGGACACGUCCUCUUUGGCAAGCUCUGCUCCAUGACAGUGCCACAGCACCGAGCCGUGGUGUACAUGCUGUAUGGGGUCCUGGCUGUGCUGGGCAGCAUGGGGCUUGUCUACCUGAUGAUCAUCCUCUCCCACUGCGUUGUCCUCUACUCCGUUGCACUGGCCAAGCAGAAGUGGCUCUGCUACGUGGCCGGGCUUUGCUGUCUUGCCUCCUUGAAGGUGGAGCCAUUCAGCUCCUGGCAGAGCGGGUUUGUUACGGGAGCUUUUGAUCUUCAAGAUGUCCUCUUCUAUGGAGGAAGCAGCUUCACCAUCAUGCGCUGCAUGAGCUUCGCGCUUGAGAGCUCUGAGAAGAAAGAGGGCAUCUACUCCAUCUUUGACCUCCUCAAGUACAAUUUCUACCUCCCCUUCUUCUUCUUUGGGCCUGUCAUGACGUUCGACCAGUUCCAUGCCCAGGUGAGCACCCGAGAGCUGAGGCGCAAAGAUGACGAGAUGAAGCGCAUCCGGGUCCAUGCCCUCCUCCACGUGGGGGGCGUCGUGGCUGUGGACAUCUUCUUCCACUUCUUCUACAUCCUCACCCUUCCUUCUGACUUGAAGUUCGUCAGCCGCCUCUCGGACUGGUCCUUGGCUGGCUUGGCCUACUCCAAUUUGGUGUACGACUGGGUGAAAGCUGCUGUCAUGUUUGGGGUCACCAACACCAUCGCCAGGCUGGACCACCUGGACCCACCCCAGCCCCCAAAAUGCAUCACCAUGCUCUACAUCUUUGCAGAAACGCAUUUUGACAGAGGGAUCAAUGACUGGCUGUGCAAGUAUGUGUAUGACCACAUUGGAGAGAACCAUGACAAGAUCAUGAAGGAGCUGGUGGCCUCAGUCGCCACCUUUGCUGUCACCACCCUGUGGCUGGGGCCCUGUGAGAUCGUUUACAUCUGGUCUGUCUUCAACUGCUUUGGUCUCAACUUCGAGCUCUGGGUGCAGAAGCUCUUCCAGCAGCAGCCUUUUGCCAAACUGGAGGCCAAACUGUCAGGGGCCAUGUCUCGGAGGAUUAGGGCUGCUUUUGGGGCAGCAAAUUUCUGGGCCAUCGUCCUCUACAACAUCCUUGCCCUCAACAGCCUGGAGUUUGCACUGCUGGUCACCAAGAGGCUCCUUCUGACAGGUUUCCCUGUCAGCACCUUGUCCAUCUGGUUCAUCACGUACUGUGGAGUGCAGCUGAUCAAAGAGCGUGAGCGCAUCCUGGCCAUCCAGGAGGAGGAGUGUGACAAAGCCAAGGUGGAGUAGAAGGAGGCAUCCCUGAGCUUGUCCCGAAGCCUCCUCUCCUCGACAGCCACUUCUGCCAGGCUGGCAACUGGCAGGGGCUCUCCAAGCACUCCUGGCAAUCAGACUGCUGUAGCUCACCCACCUAGAAGUCACCUGGAAGGCACAGGUCACCCCCUUGCUGCAGGCAAGAUUUUCUGUAGGACACAGUGGGCUUUGCUCAGGCCCCCCAUGUGUGGCAGACUGCUGAGGUAGGUAGGCUCCCAGGACAUUUCUUGAAUGCCCAAAAGAGCCAUCCCCCAUCAUUUUUCUGACCCUCGGGCAUUGUGCAGGCCUAGAGGCUUUCACCCCCUGCUUCCCAUAGCACUUGGACCACCAGCACUUGGCUCUCCUGCAGGACCUGUAGCUCAAGGCUCCCAGAGGAGACACUCCCAAGUCCAAUGGCUGGAGGUUUUAAGGUAGACACAAACCUAUGGGAAAGAGAUAAGCUGGAGCUGAGCCUGCUCUGAGCAGACCAUCUCCAGGUCACUUUGAGCCCAAGCAUCCCAUGUUUCCAUUGCUACAAGAAAUGGUCAGUGUCUCCUGCCAAGGGUUGGGCAUCUAUAGUUGUGCAGUAAGGACCGUGAAACGGCUCAGCCUGAUCUAGCCCUACCAAGAGACUCAUAAAUAAAUAGUAGAGUCUUUGUAGCAAAGGGAAGGAGGACCAGGAAUGGCUCAUUGAAGGGCAAUUAUUCCCCCUCACUGUCAGUGGUGCAGAGUAAUAGCUGUUACCACCUUAAGCUUUCUGCAAAAGAGGUCCCUUCAGUGCUUAAUGUCUUGAAAGAAAUUAUUUAGUGCCAAUAUCAGGCAUAGUUAAUGAGUCUGGGAGCCCAAGCUGCUUCACAGCCAUCCCACACAUCAUGUGCAGGGAACCUGGGAAGCAGGUGUGCCAAAGGAACACCACACGUGGCCUACAACUGCUUGAGCCCCAGGCCCCACCUUGAACCCAAAGGGCUGGUUGGCCACGAGGACCCAUGUGGCCACAAGGACCAUCCUGCUGUGAUACAUGUCCUGGGACUCAAACCAAAUCCCACUUGCAUUUUUUACACGCCAUGGAUGAAGGUUUAAGCUCACGUUCCUGCCCGUGACUGAAGAACAGAAGAUGCUGUAGCCAGCUCUUGCUCAUCUCCAGCCAGCCAGCCCUUUGCUCACUUGACUUUGGUGCACACAGCCAUGCACAGCUGAAGGAGCACACACACACACACACACGUGUGUGUGUACAACCACAGGAGCAAGACCCUGAGUGAAGGGCAGUGAUCUGGGACUCAGGGGCAGGAGGAAAGCCCUGGUAGACUCCUUGGAGAAGGAGUCAUUGGGACACUGCAGAGUGAGUGCAUUGAGGAAACGUACAGGUGUGAAAGAAACACGGUGCCUUGGGGGAGAGGUAGGUUUAUAACUGAACAACCACUCGGGCUCUCGUGCACUUUAGAGUAACUUUAGGGGCCUUAUGUCUGAGUUAUGUUUGUACAGGGAGGGCAGAAUCUGGACCACUUUGCAGAGCAGGUUGAGAUGCUUGGUGCUGGUGUGUUCUGGCUUCCCUGUGGGUGAAACGGGACCCGUUCCUAGCCAGCUUCCAGCUCUGCCAAAGUAACUUGUGAAGUCCAUGACAAGUGUCAUUUAUUUAUGCAGUAAAUAAAUGUUGGACACCUGUGGUA
Apus apus (common swift) is the source of this 3475-nucleotide messenger RNA. RefSeq names its product hedgehog acyltransferase like (gene HHATL). The coding region runs from base 294 to 1805 and encodes 503 amino acids. Gene Ontology annotation, molecular function: acyltransferase activity. The record is from RefSeq and is a predicted model, not a curated record. Gene Ontology annotation, cellular component: endoplasmic reticulum. Gene Ontology annotation, biological process: negative regulation of N-terminal protein palmitoylation. NCBI's taxonomy places the organism in Eukaryota, Metazoa, Chordata, Aves, Apodiformes, Apodidae. The transcript has 12 exons.